CUCGAGCGCAGCAGUUUGCGGUGAUUCACUCUGAGGAGUCAGCACGAGACACCAACGGGACACCAAACACUGUCUUUUUACAGAUCGCUGUUAUCGAUUGAAGGAGGAUUAAAUUUUCAUAUUUGGAUAAAAGGCGGACUGAAGAACUGACCUUCACUCAGUGGAACAUUUGGAUUUUACUCGUUUUUCACGUCUGAUCCGCCAAGUUUACUCAUAACGGCCGCCAUCAUGCCGCCGGUGUUGACCAUGUCCAGCGUAACCUACGAUUACGACUACGACACAGUCCAGCCCUGCUUCUUCCUGGAUGGCGAGGAGGAGGACUUCUACCUGCCUCGUCGCAGCCAGCUCCUCCCAGGCCCCGGCGAGGACAUCUGGAAGAAGUUUGAGCUGCUGCCCACGCCCCCCCUGUCCCCCAGCCGGACGCCUUCCCUGUCCGACGUCCCUCUCUCUGCCACCGAACACCUGGAGGCGGUGUCUGAGCUGCUGGACGAGGACUGCAACCCCUCCGCCGCCUUCCUCCAGUCCUUCAUCAUCCAGGACUGCAUGUGGAGCAGCAGCUUCGCCGCCGCCACCAAGCUGGAGAAGGUUGUGUCCGAGAGGCUGGCCUCGCUCCGGGCCCGCCGGGACUCUUCCGCAACCAGCAACACGAACGCCACCGCAGACAGAGCGGCCGACCAGCAGGCGGGCGUCUACCUGCAGGACCUCCACGCUGCAGCCGCCGACUACAUCGACCCCUCCGUGGUGUUUCCCUGCACCGCCGUGAAGAGCGAGGACGGAGCGGCGAAGGAGGUGACAUCAGAACUGAGGCUGGACUCGCCGCCUCUCAGCAGCAGUGACAGUGAAUCAGAAGAGGAGGAGGAGGAGGAGGAGGAGGAGGAGGAGGAGAUCGACGUGGUGACGGUGGACAGGCGAAAGCUGUCGCGGCGGUCAGGCGGCAGCAGCAGAGCAGACGCUCCCCCGUUGGUCCUGAAACGCUCUCACAUCAACAUCCACCAGCACAACUACGCCGCCCAGCAGCCUGCUGGGAAACGCAUGAAGCCUGAGGGCGGCUGUCCGGCGCCGCGGCACAGCGGCGGCCGGCGGUGCUGCAGCCCCGGGUCAGACGGCGAGGACAACAACGACAAACGCAGGACUCACAACGUGCUGGAGAGGCAGCGCAGGACCGAGCUGAAGAUGAGCUUCACGGCUCUGAGGGACCAAGUCCCGGCGGUGGCCGACAACGACCGAGCGGCCAAAGUGUCGAUCCUGAAAAAGGCGACGGAGUUCAUCUGUGAGAUCAGAGAGGAGGAGAGGAGGCUGCUGGCCAUGAAGGAGGCGCUGAGGAGGAGGAGCAGAGAGCUCAAACACAGACUGCAGCAGCUGAGGACUUCACAUUAACGGCUCCGUCGUUUUCGUCUUAGUUUAGUUUUUAUUUUUUUGUCAGAAACGGACGUCAGAGCGUCCAGACGGCAGCCGACAAUUUAUGAAUAAUUAUUCUUAAAUAUUUUGUGUCUUUACAGUGAAACGUACUGAUGCUGGCGGCUGGUCUGUGAUCAGUCUCACUCUCUCUCUGUUUUAUUUUAUUUUUAGUGACAAUAUUUUAAUUUAAAGUUUUGUUCAGGAUUCAGAUGUCGUAUCAGGAAAUAUACAUUUAUAUAUUUUCUAUAUUUGUAUAUAAAGAUAAAUACGUGUCAACUCUCAGCUGAUCAUAAUGAUCAAUAAUUUCAUAUUAUUUUUGUGUAUUUAAUCAAUAAUCACUUCCUAAAGCAUGGUUUUGUCCUGUAUUUUUAAAUUGCUUUAUUAUAUUUUUUUAGACAGUUUAUAUUUUUAUAUUUUUAAGUCCAUUAAAAGCAUUGUGGACUCUUCAAAAUAAAGGCCUUCCAGACAGUGGAGGUCAGUGUAAGAAA
This is a messenger RNA of Plectropomus leopardus (leopard coralgrouper), 1886 nucleotides long. Its product is annotated as transcriptional regulator Myc-1-like. Gene Ontology annotation, molecular function: DNA-binding transcription factor activity; protein dimerization activity. Lineage: Eukaryota; Metazoa; Chordata; Actinopteri; Perciformes; Serranidae. Gene Ontology annotation, biological process: regulation of DNA-templated transcription. The record is from RefSeq and is a predicted model, not a curated record.